GGGAGCACGGGAGAGGGAGAAAGAGAGGGAGAAUGAGGAGCUACUGUGUUGCUUUCACCUCCUAAUCAGUUCUUCCGAGGGGAUCUAUCAGGGAGCAUUGGAGGAGAAUCAGAAGCAGGAAAAAGGAAACAACUCGUCUUCCAUCAUACAUACAGAAAUGGACACCCCUCUCUCCACACCGUGCAACAUCCAAAUAUGCGAGGUGACGUGCGAUUCGUUCCGCAUCAUGUGGGACAUGACCUCGGAGGACACGAGCAGAGCCACACACUUUUUCAUUGACCUGAGUCGCAAGGAGUGCGGGGACCCUAACCGCUUUAAACACCGGGAUGUUCCGACCAAACUGGUGGCGAAGGCCGUGCCCCUCCCCAUGGCGGUGAGGGGACACUGGUUCCUGAGCCCCCGCACAGAGUACUGUGUCGCCGUGCAGACGGCGGUUCGACAGUCUGACGGCGACUACCUUGUGUCGGAGUGGAGCCAAGUGGUGGAGUUCUGCACAGGAGAUUACGCCGUAGAACACCUCCAGCAGCUUCUCGACAAGGCCAAAGGCUCCACGGGAAGGCUAUUGAAAUUCUCCGUGUUUUAUCGCAACCAGCAUCCAGAAUACUUUGACUGCGUCAGAAAGGAGUGUGGGGGUCAAAUGCGACCGGCCCUCAAAGACACCAGCGGGAGUCAUGGUUCUCCGAUCAAUGGCAAGCUGCAAGGAGUCUUCUUUAGCUGCAAUACUGAGUUUGACACCGGCCUCCCCCCCAAGGACUCUCCGUACGGACCCCUGCGCUUCCAGAUCCCGGCCGGACACCUGCUCAACCCCAACAUCUCCCUGUAUUUUGCAGACUUCUACUGCAUGUAUACAGCCUACCACUACGUGGUUGUGGUGCUGGCCCCAGUGGGCUCAGAGGGAGACCGCUUCUGCAGUAGCCGUCUCCCCUUGCUGGACUUGGCCAGCAACCCCUUCUUGACGUACAGCGCUCCCCAGAGGCCGGGCGAGGAGCCGCUCUACUGCCACGCCAGUGACGUCAUCCUGGAGGUGCUUUUUACCGAGCCGGUCAGUUUGGAGGAGGGUACGGUGGAGCAAAUCAGCGGACACCAUCAGCUCAUGAGUUUGACCACGGCCAACGCCAAGAAAGACCCGAGCUGUAAAGUGUGCAACAUCAGCGUGGGUCGUUAGGCGAGAUCCGGUGCUAAAAGACAUCAUUAUGUGUAGGCCAAAACCCAGAGGAGAAACACCCACCACCUCAAAGGCGAGUGUGCAUGAUGCUUUCCUUUCCCCUCCCUCCCAGGCUAGGAUAGAAUCCAAUACAAUUAUAUCUCAAAUACACUAUAUUGCCAAAAGUAUUUAGCCACCUGCCUUGACUCACAUAUGAACUUGAAGUGCCAUCACAUUCCUAACCCAUAAGGUUCAAUGUGAUGUCGGUCCACCUUUUGCAGCUGCUAAUGCUUCAACUCUUUGGGGAGGGUGAGGUCACACAUUGAUGUUGAUCCAGAAGGCUUGUCUCUCAGUCUCUGUUCUAAUUCAUUCCAAAGGUGUUCUAUCGGGUUCAGGUCAGGACUCUGUGCAGGCCAGUCAAGUUCAACCACACCAAACUCUGUCAUCCAUGUCUUUAUGGACCUUGCUUUGUGCACUGGUGCACAGUCAUGUUGGAAGAGGAAGGGGCCUGCUCCAAACUGUUCCCACAAGGUUGGGAGCAUGGAAUUGGCCAAAAUGUUUUGGUAUCUUGGAUAAUUCAAAUUUCUUUUCACUGGAACCAAGGGACAAAGACCAUCCAUCCAUCCAUGUUCUACCGCGUGUCCCUUGCGGGGUUGCGGGGGGUGCUAGGCCCUGGACAAGUCGCCACCUCAUCACAGGGCCAACACAGAUAGACAGACAACAUUCACACUCACAUUCACACACUAGGGCCAAUUUAGUGUUGCCAAUCAACCUAUCCCCAGGUGCAUGUCUUUGGAGGUGGGAGGAAGCCGGAGUACCUAGGGGAGAACAUGCAAACUCCACACAGAAAGAUCCCGAGCCCCGGAUUGAACCCAGGACUACUCAGGACCUUCGUAUUGUGAGGCAGACGCACUAACCCCAAGACCAACUCCUGGAAAAAUAACCACACACUAUAAUUCCUCCUCCACCAAAUUUCACACUCGGCACAAUGCAGUCCGAAAUGUACCGUUCCCCUGGCAACCUCCAAACCCAGACUUGUCCAUCAGACUGCCAGAUAAAAAAGCGUGGUUAAUCACUCCAGAGAACAAGUCUCCACCGCUCUAGAGUCCAGAUUUCAUACACACAUUAGGACACCUGAUUCUGAUCAUCUGGAUGGGUGGCCAAAUACUUUUGGCAAUAUAGUGUACCUCCAUCGUGGGCAACUACAGCACUAUUCAUUCUAUUUACACACACAGCAGUUGAAAAGACUAAAGAAUGCUAUUAUAUAUGUUUGUUUUUUUUAGUUAGUGACUAAUGUGGAGGUACCAAGCUGUAUGAAGUGGAUACAACAUUGUUGGCAGCUUAAAGGAAAACUGCACUUUUUUGGGGAAUCAUCCACAAUCCCAUAUCUUUCCCGUACCGGUGCGUUCUGAAUAGUGAAAAACUGCUUGUACAAGGCAGCUAACGAUACAGGUAACGGGGAUACGAUCUAUUCCGCCUACAAAGCACUCUAAAAUACCAUCCAAAAACCACCAAUUAGUCAAAUAUGUGGGCAUGUCUUUGCGCGCUGGGAGCAGUGGGAUGUUUGUAUAUUUUCUAAAUAUUUAGCUUUACACUUGGUGAGACUUUUAGAUUCAACAUUUUGAUUUAGAUUCAACAUUUACCGUAUUUCCUUGAAUUGCCGCCGGGGCGCUAAUUAAUUUUAAACCUCUUCUCACUCCUGCGCUUACCAAAGGCAUGCGGUAAAAGUAAGCAUGCGCUAAUUAUUUUAAAACCUCUUCUUACUCCGGCACUUACCAAAGGCAUGCAGUAAAAAUUGGAGUGUGAUGUAAGCUUGGACCUUAAAUCCUACUGAAAAGCUCUUAAUAUUCUUCCCUUUAUGCGAUUUCGAAUUACCGGUAUUGAAAUCAACCUCCUCCAUUUUGAAAAUGAUGACAGGGGAAGUGUCACUCGUGACGUCACGAGUUUGACCCGGCGGUAAUACUAAGCAUGCGCUAAUUAUUUUGCGAAGUGAGUUUGACCCGGCAGUAAUUCAAGGCAGGCGCAUACUAUAUGCCCUGCGGCAAUUCAAGGAAAUACGGUAUAUAUGUAUUUAACAUUUAUGUUCAGAUUAAACAUUUAUAAUUAGAUUCAACAUGUAUAUUUACCAUUUAUUUUAACAAUUCGAUUUAGCUUUUAAAUGUGACAUUUACAUUUAGAACUGAAUAGAAUAGUUAAGAAUAGAAUACAUCUUUAUUGUGAGAAGCUCUACCAUCCGGGAGGAACUCAAAGUAAAGCCGCUGCUCCUCCACAUCCAGAGGAGCCAGAUGAGGUGGCUCAGGCAUCUGGUCAGGAUGCCACCCGAACGCUUCCCUAGGGAGGUGUUUAGGGCACGUCCGACUGGUAGGAAGCCACGGGGAAGACCCAGGACACGUUGGGUAGGCUAUGUCUCCCGGCUGACCUGGGAACGGCUCGGGAUCCCCAGGGAAGAGCUGGACGAAGUGGCUGGGGAGAGGGAAGUCUGGGCUUCCCUGCUUAGGCUGCUGCCCCCGCGACCCGACCUCGGAUAAGCAGAAGAAGAUGGAUGGAUGGGUGAUAACAGAAGUGGAAAAUUGUCUUUGGCUCACCAACGUAGGCCACAGACGGCACUACAAUACAAACAAU
Molecule: messenger RNA, 3766 nt
Organism: Nerophis ophidion (straightnose pipefish)
Lineage: Eukaryota; Metazoa; Chordata; Actinopteri; Syngnathiformes; Syngnathidae
Gene: phyhip
Product: phytanoyl-CoA hydroxylase-interacting protein
Exons: 5
Coding region: 158-1165 (335 amino acids)
Cellular component (GO): cytoplasm
Molecular function (GO): protein binding
Source: RefSeq, a predicted model, not a curated record